UUUGGUGCGAAUAGACACAGCGAUACAGAUGGAGGUUGAAGUUGUUAAUGGUAUUGAAGGCAAAUCCAAGUCCAAACCUUCAUCAAAAAGGGUUAAGAAUGUUGAAGGAAACGAAGUACGCAAGAUCCCAGUGCUACGUCAUAGAUACACGCCGUUGAAAGAAAAUUGGAUGAAAAUAUUCACACCUGUAGUCGAGCACUUGCAACUGCAAAUUCGUUUUAACCUCAAAACAAGAAAUGUCGAAUUAAGGACAGCCCCAGAAACUCCUGAUAUUUCAAAUCUUCAAAAAGGAGCAGAUUUUGUUAAGGCAUUUCUCUUGGGUUUUGAGAUUGAAGAUGCAUUGGCUCUUCUGCGUUUGGAUGACCUGUUCAUUGAAACUUUUGAAGUCAGUGACGUCAAGCCUCUUUUAAAAGGCGAUCACAUAUCCAGAGCUGUUGGCAGGUUGGCUGGCAAAGGUGGGAGAACGAAAUUCACAAUAGAAAAUGUUACAAAAACAAGGAUUGUUUUGGCUGACACCAAAAUUCAUAUUCUUGGCUCUUAUCAGAAUAUUCAGCUGGCUAGGAGAUCGAUUUGUAAUUUGAUUCUUGGAAGUCCACCUUCUAAGGUGUAUGGACAAUUGAGAAACAUGGCAAGCCGAAUCGCAGAACGGUUUUAAAGGGUAUCAAGUAAAAUAUGUAUUUUUAGGUAUAAGCAAAACGUUGUUUAUUAUUAAGAUUUAAUAAAAUACUCGAUCUGUA
Copidosoma floridanum is the source of this 737-nucleotide messenger RNA. RefSeq names its product RNA-binding protein pno1. The record is from RefSeq and is a predicted model, not a curated record. Gene Ontology annotation, cellular component: nucleus. Lineage: Eukaryota; Metazoa; Arthropoda; Insecta; Hymenoptera; Encyrtidae. Gene Ontology annotation, molecular function: RNA binding.